AUGGUCAAGACAGAAGAUGAAUCGCCCGAGCGCAAGAGAGCCCGCAGAGAUGCCCCUACUGCUCCACAAGCCGAGCUUGUCGCCGCCAUCAAGCGCGAGCACGACGAGAUAGAGGAAGAAGAAGCACCUCCCGCCCCGGCCGUACCUCAAGCCGAUCGCUUGAUCGCUCCCAUGCCUCCCCCCCUCACCCUAAACCUUGUCAUCCGUGUUGAUGUAGUCAUUACGAACUUCAACUCGCAAUCGAGCUUUUCUGGUUACAGCAGCACUUCUCCUCGUUCUGCUGCUGUGCUCAUAAAGCACUUCAACGCGUUUAUGUCGACCUUUCAUACCAGAAUCAUCAGUCUCAAUAUGACUGAGCGCACCCGUGUGGCUGUAGUGUCGACUGAUCUGGGAUGCGCGAAUUUGGAAGCUCCUCUUCUGCAUCUUGUUGGUUAA
Aureobasidium subglaciale EXF-2481 is the source of this 435-nucleotide messenger RNA. RefSeq lists its product as uncharacterized. The coding region runs from base 1 to 435 and encodes 144 amino acids. Lineage: Eukaryota; Fungi; Ascomycota; Dothideomycetes; Dothideales; Saccotheciaceae. The record is from RefSeq and is a predicted model, not a curated record. The transcript is spliced from 3 exons.